AUGUCCCUGCUCCGUGCAUCAACACUGAUGAGCCUGCAGGCUGCUUCACAGCCACAGCAGGUUUUGUCCAUCAUCUGGGCACGGGAUGAUUCUGGCACUGAUGUGCGCAAAGGGAUUGAGCUCUAUCUGCAGAAGCAUAUGCAGACCUUCUUGCAGAAAAUGUUGUCUCAAAAGAAGGAUCUGCUGGGCAGCUCUGGCUAUGUCCCUGGGUCCCUUGCAGAGGGUAUAGCGCCAUCGUAUGAUGAGCGAGACUUCAGGUUGACAAUGCCGAGCAGUGUGGAUGGCAAGCUUGUCUUGCCACUUCGGGCAGAGAGGUUGGAGGAGCUGACCUUCACCCGCUGCCAAGAGGCCUUCACCCUCACCACCAAGCAGCACAAUGAGAAGUUCAAUCCUUCUGGCAUUGCCUACCAUGUGAAGAAGAGGAAGGCUGAGGCAGAGGUAGGUGCGGAGCACAAGCUGAUGAAGCUUGAGGAAUCUGCGACCCAGCUGAAGGAUUUGCCUCAGCCUGUGAUCUCCUUUCCGGUUGAGAAUGCAUCUGAUGUUUGUGUCCACAUUGAUCACAAGCUGCAGGUCUGGGUCUUGAGCACCAAUGACACCAUGCUCUCAAGGAACUGUCCAUUGAUGCUGGGCUAUGGAGAGUACAGGACAGGGGGUGAAGUUGCCCAACGAAAGGACAAGGGUGCCCACCUCUUUGAGAUGAAGAUGGAUGCGGAUUCAGAGGUCACCAACUUCAAGACCUUCUUGGACUAUUUGGAAGUGAAGGGCAUCGUGAAUCCUGAUUUUGUUGCCCACAGCGUUGAAGCUAUCAAGGAGAAGGAGGGUCAGUAUGAGAUCAAAACAAAAGAAGAAUGCGCAUUUGAAGUCAAGAAGUUGCCCAACAAUCAGACAAGCAGCCACCGGAAUGCUCUGUCCUUGUUGGACUGGAAAAAUCUUGGGGACAAGGUCAUGGUCCGAAUGCGGCUCAAGUACGUGGACAGCAAGAAUGCGACUGGCAUCUUCCCUCAGAAGCCUGGACUGUUUUUGAUGAACGGGCUGGAGAUGAAAGCUGGGAAGCUGUACUGCUUGAUCAAGGCGCAGAAUGAGAGCUAG
Cladocopium goreaui is the source of this 1089-nucleotide messenger RNA. The record is from the annotation of a GenBank genome assembly. NCBI's taxonomy places the organism in Eukaryota, Dinophyceae, Suessiales, Symbiodiniaceae.